Messenger RNA from Podospora anserina S mat+, 1800 nucleotides. RefSeq lists its product as uncharacterized. The record is from RefSeq and is a predicted model, not a curated record. NCBI's taxonomy places the organism in Eukaryota, Fungi, Ascomycota, Sordariomycetes, Sordariales, Podosporaceae. The transcript has 2 exons. The coding region runs from base 1 to 1800 and encodes 599 amino acids.
AUGGCGCAGUUCAGGUUAUCCAGGUUUGACGACAGUGGAGACGAGGAACAACCAACAUUCUCUACCAACACUCUUCAAGGUUCCGGAGGUGCAAUCAAGCAGUCCACUGUCUUGGAAGCCGCAAAAGCUGUCGAUUUUAGCAAACCGGACCAGAGCGUAGCGUUUGAGAAGAAGUACAGAGAGUUUCUCAACACGGCAAACAACGAACGAACCUCGACGAGCGGAAACAUUCUCCAUAAGCUAGCGGAUAAAUCAGAGGAUGACUGGUGGCAGGACAAGCACGAAGGAGAAGCCGGGGACGGCAGGUCUUUCUUGAGAUGGCUCCUCAAAAACUAUGAGCACAUGCUCAAGUGCGAAUACAAAAAGGACGACUCAAUUCCUUUGCAUUUCGCUCUCUACCACGAGAACCAUGCCUUUGUCAAGAUUGCUUUGGAUGGUCUCGAGCCGGAGGACUCGGAGAUUGCGCCCUCGUCUACCCUUGGGCAAAUCCUUCAACAUCGGAAUCGAGACGACGAGACUUGUCUUUACCUCGCCGUGAAGCACAACUCGGAGCAUGUCAAUCGAAUCAUCAAACUCUGCGCUCGGAUUGGAAACGAAGCCGGAGGCGUCCGCAGAAGCAAUGUUUUCGCUCAGCAGUCUCUUGCUGAUAAGUCCACUGCUCUGCACCAUGCAGUCAUGCUUCGGCAAGAAGAGACUCUGGCCAUCAACUUUGUCACUGACCCCCCGCUGGCGACAAUAGUAAAUGAAUCAAUGAAGGCCGACAUGAGGUUGGAGCUGAUAUCUUUGCAAGUGGUAAAUAAAAGCCCAGUUGACGAGAAGAGGCUCGAGAUGGUGAAACUCUUGAUGGAAUCCGAGUUUAUCCAAAACACUGCCAGCAAUGUUCGAGCAAUCCUGGCCAGGAUGAACUAUUCAGAAGAUAAGGACAAGAAACAUAACAAGGCACUCAAUUUGACCCCCUUCCAGACCAGAGUAGAGGGACUAGUGAGCAGGAUCUGGAAAGCAUACCGAGCACAUGCGACGACGGAGUUCAGGGGCCUUCCGGGGCCCAUCAAGGACAAACUCAAGAAGACGGCCCGCGAGCAAGCUUUGCAAACGGCUUUGGCCGAGGUGUAUGGAACAGACGAGAUACUCACCAUGAUGAAGCUGUUUUGCAUCGACAAAUUUCGCACCAAUAGAAAGAAUCUUUUGCAGGCUCUUUACGCUCCUGGUGAGGAGAGACACCUCGAAUUCAGCCUAUCGGGGCUCCGUGGCCAGACUUUAACCAAAGACUACCUGAAACGACUCGUCAAGCACUUGAAGUUUGAAUCCAUUCUCAUAUGUGUUAGUCUCCCGAGCUUGAUCUUCGAAACAGAUCCGGUCGAAAAUGGGUUCCCCAUCUCACAGGCAAACUCCAAUGCACGAAGCGGCGCAAAUUAUGCUGGCGAGCGAAGAUCUGAGGCUGUGGUGGCCAAUGCCAAAACGAACGAAGCCAUGAUGAAUGGGAAAGGCAGACGAGACCUGGUAUCGGUAUUUCAGUGGCUACGAGAGAACCAUGUCCGCACAAUAAAGAGGGUUGUUGUCAUCGACGACAGCGAUCGACCACAUUCCGACGGCGCGAUCGAGCAGGCCUUGAUGAACUUGGAUGUGGAAAUCUGGGACUGGAAGAAGCCUGACAUCUGCAGCGAUGUCAUCUAUUCUGUAGCCCCAAAUGUCCGCGAGGUCUCGCUUUACUGGUCAGGAAAUGCCGCUACCAUGUUGGGUUGGUACAGUAACGAAGGGUUUGCUAACCGCGAGAAGUUCAGGAAGGUAUGUUGCCCGUGA